Messenger RNA from Didymodactylos carnosus, 4666 nucleotides. NCBI's taxonomy places the organism in Eukaryota, Metazoa, Rotifera, Eurotatoria, Philodinida, Philodinidae. The record is from the annotation of a GenBank genome assembly.
AGUGGUGUCACUAGUGUGAUAGGUAAUGCAAAACAUAUACGUUGCAUACAUAAUUUACAAGCUAAACGACCCAAAAAAUCAAUUUUAUCGACAAUCGUUAACAAUGCCCGGUGAUGAAGUCACAUCAAUAGAUAAUUAUAAAUCAAGUAGAACUGAAGGUUUAUCAGAGUGUGAAGUACGGAUACUUGUUCAAGAUGAAUAUAUUCCAAACACAAAAUUAUUGACAAUGAAAAAAAAUAUCGAUUCAGGUUCUGGUGUACCACAUUUGAAACAAUCAUCAGUAGAGACAACUAAAAAUGUUACAGCAGCACUAGCUUCAAGUGUUCCAAUAGCAUCAAGAUUGAAAGGAGAUGAUGCUGAACAACUAAUAAAAGAAGCAGGCAUUGCGGCAACGAAUGACGAUUUAUUCAUGAAAGAAUGGGCAUGGAAAAAACAACCCAAUCAAAAUGUACACCACCAACAACAUAAUCCGGACAGUUCUAAAAUGCUAGUGUCAGAUUUAAAUGAAAAAGAUGCAUUAAGCAAACAAAAACGUGCAAUUGUAAAAAAAAUAUUAAUGAUUCAACGAAAAAAAUUUAAAGAUAGUCAAUUUAAGAAAAAACGUGAAUUAGAUACUUCAACAUAUAGUUUCAAUGACCACAAAGAUAAUGAUGAUGAUGAAAAAUUAGUGGAUGCUGAUGAUGAAAAAGAUCCAGUAAAUAAUGCUUGGGAUUGUGCACGUACAAUGGAUGUUCAUGAAGCAUACGAAAAAACCAUUCAUUGUUAUCGUUUGUCAAUGCGUAUGUUAAAAAUAGCAACAUAUAUCGCUCUAAAUAUUGGUGUAUUAUUAUCAGCAUUAGUCAGUAAAGGAACAUUACUUUUAAUGACAAAUUCUAUAGCAAAAGUUCAAGAGAGUCCCUAUCGUGAAAGAUGGGUGUGGAUGUUAUUAACAGCUGUUUGUGCACCUUAUGUGUUCACAUUUAUCGAUAGUUUUGGAAAAUGUUUAUUUGGUAAUAAACCGUGGCCAACUGUAAAAAUAUUUACAAUAGUAUUUUUUAUUGAAACACUUCACAGUUUUGGUAUAGCAAUAUUUGUCUUUCAUAUUUUACCUAAAAUGGAUGCUGCUCGUAGUCUAUUAAUUAUGAAUGCUGUUUGUAUUAUACCAGCAUUUUUAAAAUUAUUUUUAAGUAAAACGAAUACAAGUAUGCUGAGACGAAGUCUAUUAUUUAUGAUGGAUUUUUUUGCUUUUAUCAUGCAAUGUUCAUGUGUUGGUAUUGCAUUGGCAUCACGAUUUCUAAAAAUUGAUUCAAAUAUCAUGCCAAAUAAUAGUCAUUCAAAUACAUUUUCAACGAGUACAGUGGAUAGUAGUACACUAUUAUCAUUCAAACGACACAAACGAGACGAUAUAAUUGAACCAUCUGGAGACUUAUAUAGUGAUCUAUCAUCAACAUUAGAUUCAUCAUUAUCCGUCGGAAGUAAAACAUUAAAUGGUACUAUGAGUUCAAUGGAUCAUAAUUUAGAAACAAUCUUGGCUAGUUUUCAUAUUGAAUGGGAAUUACCUGUUGCAUUAAUAUUAGUUUCUCUAACAUGGUGGGAAAAUUUUGUUGAUCGUGAUAUAAAGUUUGGUGGAAAAAUAGUGGUGAACAUGAAAUUAUUAAAAGAAAAUAUAAUUGCUACAAGAUCGAAAACAUAUUUGAUAAUUACAUUUUGGAAAAUUUUUGUAACAAUUUUAUUUGCUUAUCUAUUUCAUCAUGGUAUAUUUAAUACAUCGGUAGUAUUUCAUACAAAUAAAGAACAAAUGCAAGAUCCAUUACUAUUUUCACAUCAAGAUCCAUGGAUAUCAUCGAGUCUAUUAUCAGCAGACAUGUCACAAUCGCCAGACGGUUUCGCUGGCAUAUCUUUAGGAACUGACAUAGGCGGAAAUCGUCUACGUCGACAAACAUCACUGUUUGAACCAUCAUCAUCAAAACACUAUAAUUUAUUACUCGAUCAUUUAUUUAAAAAGAAUUACGCUAAUCAAAACCAAAUUAAUCAAACUUAUCAAAAACGAUUUAAAAGGCAAGAAAAUAUUGUUAAUGUAGGAGGAAUAGACAAUCCUUUUAAUGGUGCACAAAUGAAUGAUCCAUCGAUGUUACAAGAUUUUAAUGGUGCUCAAUUAUCUGCUCCACCAUUACCGUAUCCUGGUGAAGAAGAAACACAAGAAUUAACUUAUAAAGAUCGUUGGUUAACAUACUUAACACCAAUGAUAUUAAAAGUAAUAUCCGAUGCUCUAUGCUUUUAUAUGGGUCGUUUAGCUUGUAAAUUAUGUAUGCAACGUAUAUGUUUUGCAUUACCUAUCACACUAGUGACACCACUUGUUCUAACAAUAUUACUUGUAUUAUGUGAAUUUUUUCCAAAAUCAACAGUGUUCAUCGAUGGUUUCAUCUAUUGGAGUUGUUAUGAAGAUUUUGCCAAAGAAUCGUUUAAAUGGCAAGUUGUUUGUGGUUUAGCAUUAUGGUGGCUAUCAGAAUUGUGGAUUGGUGGUCAUAUAUGGUUUGGAAAAAGUCAACGUUUAGCAUUUACAGAACGACUCUUUGUUUCGCCACGUUAUUGUGCAACACUAUUAGAACAAUCGUUAAUGAUGAAUAGACGUCGUAAUGAAAGAGAUGAGAUACCUUUGACAGUUAGCACAAUCGAAGAUCAAGUUAAAUUUUCAUCCGAUGUUGAUUCACAAAGUUUUGAAGAAUUGACAAUUGAGAAACAACUCAGUCAAGGUAUUCAGACAAAAAUUUACUCUUGUGCAACCAUGUGGCAUGAAACAGAAACAGAAAUGUUACAAUUAUUGAAAUCAAUUAUGAGAUUAGAUAUUGAUCAAAGUGCUAGACGAAAAGCACAAGAUGUAUUUAAAAUAAAAGAUCCCGAUUACUAUGAAUACGAAGGACAUAUAUUUUUUGAUGAUGCAAUGGAAGAAGAUGAAAAUAAUGAACAAAUACCCAAUAAAUUUGUUCAACAACUUUUAGGUGUUAUUGAUAGAGCAGCAACAGCUGUACAUGAAUGUCCAAUGAAAAUUCCACCACCAUUCAAAACUCCAACUCCUUAUGGCGGACGUUUAACAUGGGUAUUACCUGGAGGAAAUUUUUUAAUUGCACAUAUUAAAGAUAAAACAAAAAUACGUCAUAAAAAACGAUGGAGUCAGGUUAUGUACAUGUAUUAUUUAUUGGGUUAUCGUCUGUUUGGCGAAUUAAAUAUUAUUGAAAAAUUGUAUAAGAAAAAGCGAAAGAAAGACUCAUCAAAAAAUAAAUCAAAAAUAUUUAAAGGAUUUGGAAAUUUAUUAAAUAAUAUGGACAAUAAAUUACGAAUAAAAGCUGAAAAUACAUAUUUAUUGGCUCUUGAUGGAGAUGUUGAUUUUCGACCCGAAGCCGUUCGUCUACUAGUAGAUAGAAUGAAAAAGAACAAAAAAGUUGGUGCAGCUUGUGGACGCAUUCAUCCGAUCGGUGAUGGUCCAGUUGUUUGGUAUCAAAAAUUUGAAUAUGCCAUUGGACAUUGGCUUCAAAAAGCAGCUGAACAUAUAUUAGGUCUUAAAUUUACAUCUUGCAUUAAGAUUUUAUUUCAUCAUGAAACUAUUGUUAUAGGUUGUGUUAUGUGUAGUCCAGGAUGUUUUUCAUUAUUUCGUGGUUCUUCACUUAUGGAUGAUCACGUUUUAAGAACAUAUUGUACUAAAUCAUCAGAAGCAAGACAUUAUGUACAAUAUGAUCAAGGAGAAGAUCGAUGGUUAUGCACAUUACUUCUACAAGAAGGAUAUCGUGUUGAAUACUGCGCUGCAAGUGAUGCUUUAACAUAUGCACCAGAAUCAUUUCAUGAAUUUUUUAAUCAACGUCGACGAUGGGUACCGUCCACAAUAGCGAAUAUAAUGGACUUUUUAUGUGAAUACAAACAUAUUGUACUUGUAAAUGAUAGUAUAUCUUAUUUAUAUAUUAUUUAUCAACUAUUUCUAAUGGUAUCAACGGUUCUGGGACCAGCAACUGUUCUUUUGAUGAUCACUGGUACAACACUUUGGCAGUCGAUGAUUAUGUCUGUUUUACCAGCAUUUCUCUAUUUAAUUAUUUGUUUUCAUACCACAACUGAUUUUCAAAUUCGUGCAGCAGCAUUUUUAUCAGCUGUUUAUGCCAUUAUUAUGAUGGCCGUUAUUGUGGGUACUACGAUACAAAUUGCUGAAGAUUCAUGGACAUCACCAAAUGCUGUUUUUCUAAUGUUAUUAUUUUCUAUAUUUUUUAUUGCUGCAUGUAUGCAUCCACAAGAAUUUUGGUGUAUUGUUCCUGGUUUACUCUAUUUCUUGUGUAUACCAUCCGGUUAUUUAUUUUUAUUAAUCUAUUCAUUAUGUAAUUUAAAUAUUGUUUCAUGGGGUACGAGAGAGGCACCGAAACAAAAAAAAAAUCAAAGUAAAGAAGAAAUAGAAAAAGCUCGUUUACAAGAACUUACACAAGCAAAGAAGCAAUCAGCCGGAUUUUUAAAUCAAUUAUUUGUUAAUUUUAAUAUUAAAAAAUAUGAUGAACGUGUUCGAUCAUUUGCAAGAAAAUGGUUAGGUGUUGAUAGAAGUUCCAUGAACAGUGUACUUCUACAACAAAUUCUCGGUGCUGUUGAACGUCUUGAAAAAGUCAGUAUUGAUAAAGACAUUAGUAUUGUUAAUACUUAUUUAUACGAUAUUUAA